GGCGGUGGAUGUGUUGCCACAGGAGAGAGGGAGGGAGAGAGGCAUUCAGACAGAGGAGAUCCUUAGCAAACUAAAGUGAGAGACAGAAUAGCCAUCAGCCAGAGGAGUGUGUUGGAGUGUGUGUGUCCAGCACAAAAACCUGAGAGUGUAUGCUCCUGUGUAUACUUUUGAGGAGCAGACUGCACGUUUGCUCCAAGGAAAGAAGGGUUCAAAAUGACUUUGGAAAUCUAAGGGAACUUUUUUCAAACUUUUGUUGGGAAUACUGUUUGGAAUACUCUUGAUAUGUGACCUGCUUGGGAAACCUUUUUUUCCUUAAACCUUCACCUCAGUUUAAAAAAGUAAUUCACACUGUUGAAUUGGGACCAAUCAGCAAUGCCUACCGAUGAUUAUAACUACCUGCCUGAUGCGCUGCCUCCUCUUCCUGAAGUUCCGGACUCCGGCUCAGCCCUGAGCAUUCCGGCCCGUUGCCUCGGCAACCCGGCCUUCCGCCACGCCUCGCUGCGCUACUGCUCCGCCCUCAGCAUGGAUUCCUCUCUGGACAGCGCCGAGAGGCCGAUCAGCUACAGCUCCACCUCUUCGUCCGCUUCCUCCCGGGACAGUCACUGCUCGCUGGGCAGCCGCUCCACCCUCGUCCCCGCCCCUCACUGUAACCCCGCGACCUCCGACCGGGACUCCGGGGCGAUCCGGUUAGAGCUGGUCCCGGCCCGGCAGCUGGGAUGCCAGGAGGGAGAAGACAGAAAUGAUGGAGGGGUGGACACGGGGAGGGGGCAGAGCGGUGGACAGACUCUGACAGAACAUUCAGGGCCGGAGGUGAGCCCCGAUGGAGGAGAGGGGAAAGGUCAGGUGCAGGGACCCAGGACGUAUGUGGACCGGGUGGUGCAGGAAAUUCUGGACACUGAGAAAACCUACGUCCAGGACCUGCGAAGCAUUGUAGAGGACUACUUGGAGAGCAUCAGUAAUCAGUCUCGGCUGGCCUUGAGCUCUGAGGAUAAAGGCUCUCUAUUCGGCAACAUCCAGGACAUCUACCACUUUAACAGAGACCUUCUGCAUGAUCUUGAGAAGUGCAACGCUGACCCUGUGGCCAUCGCAGAGUGCUUCGUAUCCAAGAGUGAAGAGUUCCACAUUUACACUCAGUACUGCACCAACUACCCACGGUCGGUGGCUGUGCUAACAGAGUGCAUGAGGAACAAGGCGUUGGCCAAGUUUUUCCGCGAGCGCCAGGAAUCUCUGCGGCACUCCUUGCCUCUGGGCUCCUACCUGCUCAAGCCAGUGCAGAGGAUCCUCAAGUACCACCUCCUGCUACACGAGAUAGCCAAUCACAUGGAGAAGGACACGGAGACGUACGAGGUGGUGCAGGAAGCCAUAGACACCAUGCAGAGAGUGGCCUGGCACAUCAACGACAUGAAGAGGAAACACGAGCAUGCUGUUAGGUUGCAGGAAAUCCAGAGCCUGCUGACCAACUGGAAAGGCCCUGAUCUGAUUGGCUACGGAGAGUUGGUCCUCGAAGGAACGUUUCGUCUACAGCGAGCUAAAAACGAGAGAACCCUCUUCCUGUUUGACAAGCUUCUGCUCAUUACCAAGAAACGAGAAGAAACGUACACGUACAAGGCUCACAUACUGUGCUGUAACCUGAUGCUGGUGGAAGUUAUCCCGAAAGAACCGCUGAGUUUCAGUGUGUUUCACUACAAGAACCCCAAACUUCAGCACACGGUCCAGGCCAAAUCACAGCAAGACAAGCGCAUGUGGAUCUUACACCUCAAGAGACUUAUACUUGAAAACCAUCCGGCCAAAAUCCCUGCCAAGGCUAAGCAAGCAAUUUUGGAGAUGGAUGCAAUGCAUCAUCCUGGGUUUCAUUUCAGCCCCGAUGGAGGUAAGAAGGAUUCCCCUCAGACCAAGGAGGGUCCAACCCCUCGUAGAGGACGCAGGAAAGAACCUCUAUCCAAAUUGUUGAAAAAUGCCAAGCAGAAUGCUGCCAACACAGACGGAGAAAAGCGGAUAAGUCUGGGCGCCACUCUGCUCUCGCCAAUGUCCCAGCUGGCUUUGGGCACCAUUGGUCGAAGCCGCAGCCUCAUCAACCAAUCACAGGAGUCCCUGGACCCCGGCGAUCACUACGACCACAGUGACAGAGAAGAGGAGCCUCAUCAACAAGAUGCUGAUGAUGAAGAUGACAGUGGUUUGGGGGGAGGAAAGCGUCUGCGAGUGCCUGGUAAAAGCAGUAGGAAGAGACUGAACCCUCAGGCGUCUGUCGACAGUAUAGAACAGUGGAAAACCUUCAACAUGAGCACUUCAGACCUACAGAGAGCCAGAGAAUCCCUAGUGAGGGAAGGAAGUCACCACCCUCCGCUUCUCAGGACCCCUGCCGUGAUGGAGGAGCCUCCAGACACCCCCGUCCCAGCUGUAGUAGUCACAGAAAGCGACCAAUCUGUGAGGAACAUCUGGGCAGACCACCGUGCUCGCAGGGCCAUGUUCCCAACCCGCCAGCGAACCAUGCAGCCGGAAGACGAGGACGAGGACAUCUACCAGAUGUUUGUCCCGACGGAGCAGAGCGCACCAGAACCAGAAGUGCACUCGGAGAGGUCAGAAGCCCCCUCGUCGCCCAGGACGGCUCGGCCCUGCAGCUGGCACGUGGAACAGGUGCCCACUGUGCAUGUUGACCCCCCCUCUGAUGAUAGCAGGGUCCUGCGGAGGGCGAGCAGCGCGGGGGAGAAGGCUUCAGAGGGGCUCCAGAGUCCUGAUGACGACCAGGCCGGUAACAGCAACCUGGAGGUGAUCCACACUGAAUCCUCCAGCAAUGACAUAUCUGGGUCAUCAUCAGCCGAACAGCUGACGUUAGACGAUGUAGAAAAUGUGUAUGACAACAUCAGCUACGAGGAUCUGAAGAGCAUGGGCCUUGUUAGAAGAGACCCCGAGGAGAGCCAGUCACGGAAAGAAACCCCCUCAGAUGCACAGGGUUCCCAGGACCAGGCAGCAAAGGUACUGACUGCUCCAGAGACUCCUGUGGUCCCAGAGCGUGUGAUCCAACAAGACAUUUCUUCUGAGAGAAAACCGUCGCCCAUGCAGGAGGGGAGGCCAUUCGGGUCAUGUGAGCUGAAGAUAGUAGAAGAAAACAUCUAUGACACCAUCUGCUUCAGGGACCCCCCUACGACAGAGUUUAAAGGGGUGAAUGAAGGGAACAAACUACAACAGGAGAGAGACAGUCUGCUGGCCUCAGAACCAGAUCUGACUCGAAGCCUUGGAGGGUUUGUGUCCGAGGAGAGCCUCCACUUUGGAGAGGAUGAAGCCUUGCACCCUGUCCCAUGUUCCUCUGAGCCAGACUAUUCCUCCUCGUCUGCCUCUGAGACUUUCUCGCAGCGCCCGCAGAAAGGGGACAAGAUGUCGGAGCAAGUCGACGAGAUCUGGAACGAUCUGGAAAACUACAUCAAGAUCAAUGAGAAGAAAGCCGAUAGACUUCCUGCUGCCUUCCCUGUUAGUGCCCGUGAGUCGCCUAAGAAAGCACCAUCGGUCAAAAACAGCCCCACGAAGAUUCCUCUUGUAAUUAGUCCCCAAGCAGCCAGCAAUCCCACCAAGAGUCCCCCAACACACCAGCCUAAGCCCCCACCUGUUACCUCCACGCAGUCAUUCACAAUCCCAGUCAUCAACCUCCCUGACCUGCAAAGUGAAUGCCUUGCUGCAGAAGAAAGCUACAGCCCGUCUUUGAGCUCACGCCCCCUUCCUCCCCCGCCCGUCACCCCCGAGCCCCUCGCAGGCACGGUGAAGAGCAUCAGGAACAGACUGGCUCGCCUCAGUAGUGGCAGCUUCCGCUUGGAGGACGACGACCUGGUGGAGCUUCCUCCAAGAAACACCCUUCAGAGGGAUAUUCCCCUCAAGGACCUCCAUAGUUUGUUUCCAGGGGAGCUGGCAGGCCUGGCCUCCCCUCUGGCCUCCCCUCUGGCCUCCCCUCUGGCCUCCCCUCUGGCCUCCUCCUCCCUCCUGCUGGGGGAGUCUGUGGACCUGGAGAUGGAGAAAUCCAAGAACCGAGUGUUCCUGAUGGCACGGCAGUACAGUCAGAAAAUCAAGAAAGCCAACCAGCUGCUGCGCAUGAGGAGCAUGGACCCUGGAGACGCCUGUGGGCGGAGCAGAGCUGAGAAGAAGCAGAAAGACCUGGCAGCCAUCUUGGAAGAAAAGAAGCAAGGGGGCUCUGCCAUAGGUGCAAAGAUAGCAGAGUACUCUCAGCUUUACGACCAGGUAAUGUUCAAAGACCCCUCGCAUCACUCCCACCCGGGGCUACCGUCGUCUCCCUCCAUGCCUGAGACCUCCCUGGAGGAGGACUGGCUCCACUCCACUUACAGCAAUGGAGAGCUGGCCAGCUUCGUCUCCUCGUCCAGUGACUUAAACGAUGCUCGGGCGUCCUCUACCCUUCAGCGCAGACUCACCUCUGCCUGCUCUAUCCCUUCCCUAAAGACCUCUCCUACCACACCACCAUCCCAGAGAUGGAGCUCCUGCAUGUCUCCACCGAGCGAACAGGAGGAGCACGUGUACAGUUCCAUUAAAAGACAUCCUUCCUUGAACGCUCCUUCUUCACCCUCGUCAGAGUCUCCCCCGUCGAGUCACUGUCAGUCUCUCGGCUCUCUGGGCAGCCAGGAGAAGACUGAACUCAAAUGUAACGUACCCUCGGACAGACUCCGCGGCCCCAGUCUGGGUCGGACCGGUCGGCAGAGUAGUCUCCCAGAGCGCUCGACCCACGGACAGUCAGACAUGACUUUACACGACGGUCAACAGGUGGUCGUCCUGAACCGGGCUUCUGCACUGAGCAUCCUCAACGCCACUCAGAACUACAUGGCUAACUUUAAGGACGAUGAGGAAGACGAUGACGACUACGUAGAGAUCCGCUCGGAGGACGAGAGCGAGCUAGAGCAGGACAGGUUGGCGCGGCAAAACGGCAGCUCGGCAGUCCUUCCCAACCAGAACCGGGGUCUGGUCCACUCCCAGAGUCUCCCGUGCAGCCCGCUGCACUCCUGCGAUCAGCAGAGGGCUCUGGACCGUGAGCAGCUGGAGAAGUACCUGUGGAGCGAGCCGCAGCAGAGCCAACCCAAAAUCGUCCAAUCUCUGAGGGAGAAGUUUCAUUGUCUGAGCUCCAGUAGCUUCGCCUGAGUCUUUAUGACAAAUAAAAAGCCAAAUAUAAAUAAACAUACAGCAUAUAGCAACAAAAGGGACACUGCUGCUUUGCCAUCCAGAUUUCAACAUUAUAGUCCACAAACAAUGACACAUCUCUCAGCAUAGAGCAGAAGCAAUUUCUUUGAUUGCAGCGAUAUUUGCAACUCUCUGUGACAGGGCUUUAAUGUAAAAAUAAAUAAUGAAUAUUAAUAGCCUCAGUGUGAGCCGCCUUAGCACUUCCAAACAGUCUUAUUGUGUAGGCUUCAAACAGACCUGGUGGUGAAAAGUAAUCGGUGAAAGCAAAGAUUGUCUCGUAAAGGCAUUCAUUGUGACUGAACGGGUUAUAAUAUUCAGAGGAAUUUUAACUAUUUUAUCGCUUUACAUGUGAGCCUUGUAGAUGUAAUUGGAGUCAUAUGAAUUGGUUCUGCUGGAGGACUUGAUGCCAUUAAACUGUUGUACAGUUACAGUAAAAGUUCAGGAUACCUGUUACUGAUUUUAAGAAAUCUUGUCCGUGCCCAAUGUCUCAAACAGUAGUAAAAGCAUGAAAUAUCUGAUGAUUCACCACACAACUGACUUUUCAAGCUCUUUUUAUUUGCCACAAAGCUUAUUUUACAGCAUUUUGAGCACUAGUUAACCUCCUAUUAAGGAGCUGUGAACCACAAUGGUGGCUGCUCUAGUGUUUUUAAUUGUGCUUACACUAUUAAACAGAUCUGAACAUGCAACAUUUUUCAAAUUUGCAUCUUGAGGCUAGAUUGUCACUUUUAACAGCUUUUUAGCAAUAAUUAUAACAAGUAAUGAUGCCGCUGUAAAGAAAACACGUUGACUAAGAUCCAAUAGGUUAAGUAUAAGUACAUUUAGACCUUUGAGUCUAUUUGAGGUUAUUGUGUUUCUGCCACCUUUGUCAUCAAUAGGGUAAAAACACGGUUUAAAAAUCGAGAGAAGAUGCUGAUAUUUUAGAUAAUUAAGAAACCAUAGAGCUUCAUAUUUAUUUUGAAUCUGUGAGUAAAUCAGAGAUGGUUUUUCAUGUCAAAGUCUGGGGGCAUCCAUCAUGUAUAAAGUGAAAUGUGCAUCUCAACAAGUGGAUGUUUCUUAUCAUAUUCAUUUUAACCUUUAAGAGGGACCACGAAGGAGAACAUUAGGGGAGUUGGUUGAAAGUACUGUAUUAUUUGGUGUAUUUGUUUUCCCUCUCACAUGGAUAGUCUGUCUACUUUGUUUAUAUUAUGGAACACUCUGUCACACUACUGAUAUCACUUCACAGAAAGAAAUUCACAGUCGGAUAGUUGUCAGUCACUUUAAUAAGGUUCAUGCAACACAAUUGUUUCUCUUCCCUCGAAGCAUACCCAGUAUUUAUCACACACUGUCUUAAUAAAAAUCGCCAAAGUUGUCCUACUGUUUGCAAGCAUCCCUGGUUAUUGGUCUGUUUCACGUUGACCUUAAGCCACAGACAAGUUAUAAAAUACAUUAUUUAUUAAAAGAGGUUUUAUUCUGAUUUUAGGGGCGCAAACACAAUUGGAAUUAAAUACUGUGAAUAUUUUUUUAGAAGUUCCUUUCACGCACUGCUUAACACAAGUUCCAAAUCCAAACAACACGUGAAAAA
Notothenia coriiceps (black rockcod) is the source of this 6730-nucleotide messenger RNA. Its product is annotated as pleckstrin homology domain-containing family G member 1. The record is from RefSeq and is a predicted model, not a curated record. The transcript has 17 exons. Gene Ontology annotation, biological process: intracellular signal transduction. Gene Ontology annotation, molecular function: guanyl-nucleotide exchange factor activity; small GTPase binding. Bases 373 to 5130 code for a protein of 1585 amino acids. NCBI's taxonomy places the organism in Eukaryota, Metazoa, Chordata, Actinopteri, Perciformes, Nototheniidae.